Dovyalis caffra is the source of this 180-nucleotide messenger RNA. Lineage: Eukaryota; Viridiplantae; Streptophyta; Magnoliopsida; Malpighiales; Salicaceae. The record is from the annotation of a GenBank genome assembly.
UGGGUCAUUGAGAUCUCCGACAAGCUUGGGGAGGAAGAGCCUGAACCUGCAUUCAAGAUGGAUGAACUAGUAGAGGACUACUUAUUUUUAAAGAAUUGGUCAUGGUCAUACUUGAAUUGCCUGGAGUUGGAGGGAGGUAGAACAGUUGGAGCAGGGGUAGUCUCAAAGGUCAUUGAUUGA